This is a messenger RNA of Penicillium olsonii, 843 nucleotides long. The record is from the annotation of a GenBank genome assembly. NCBI's taxonomy places the organism in Eukaryota, Fungi, Ascomycota, Eurotiomycetes, Eurotiales, Aspergillaceae.
AUGAACUGGCUCUUCUCCUGGAUUUACGACUUCCUCUGGCCGCCUGGGCCCUGGUCUCCGUAUUCUGACACGAGGCCCAGGAUACAUUUCAGCGAAAAAGACGAAACAGAGACAAGACUGGAAGAAAGUGGAGAUCUGAACACCCUACAGAGACUACGAUAUCAAAAGUACAGGGACGAGACGAAUUCCUGGGAAAAGACGAUGAGAGCGCUCCUCUCGAUAGAAGAACUUAUCCGACUUGCCAGCCAACAGGAAGACUGUAUAAAUGAGCUUCUACGCCAGUGUCCUGAUGGAUCGUUCAGGGAUGAAGCUAUAGCUGUGGUCAAGGAGACAAGAAGGUUGCUUUGGAACUUGACUCGGCUUUGGUGGCUACACCGAAAUGUCCUCGGAGAAGGAGUUGUGGGGAGAGCGCUUGACCUGUGGCGAUCGAACUCUAUGUGGUAUAUGCACGAAGUUCUAGUCGAGGACUGCGCCAGAAAGCACGGCUGUUGUUCGCGGGGAUGCGGAUGUUGUGCAAAACGCCACCAGACCUUUACACGACCUCUUACCGCUGGGCAUUGUUCUAUUGGGUGCAGAUGUUGUAUGAGGUGGAGGGGCUUUGAUCUCAAUCGCGAAGAGGAGAACGAUAUCUACAAGGAAUUCCAGACCCGGGAGAGGCUGUCUUCUUAUGAUCAAAUCGAGUUGGCUUCCAUUUGGGGAUUGCGUCUCAAUUGUCAUAAGAGCCCAUUUGACCUUAUCCAACCGGGAUGUGAGCUCGUUGGCCAAAAAGACUCAGGUUACAAGUUAUGCAGCCCCGAUCCCACUGACAACUGGGAUGAUUGUUCUUCAGCAACAGAGUCGUGA